CGGCGCGCCCGGGCCAAUGGGAGCGCGGCUCGGCUGCGCCGCCCAGUGCGGGCCCGGUGCGCGGAGCUGGCGGCGCGGCCGCGGGCGUGACUGGUAACUAGCACCAACGUCCUCCCUUUGCCUCUGUAGCUGCAAGGAAUGGCUAUGGAAGAUGACAAGAAGACUGAGGUAGUACUGCUGGCCUGUGGCUCCUUCAAUCCCAUCACCAACAUGCAUCUAAGGCUAUUUGAGCUGGCUAAAGACUACUUCAAUGAAACAGGAAAAUACAAAGUCAUCAAAGGAAUCAUUUCACCAGUAGGUGAUGCCUAUAAGAAGAAAGGUCUGAUCAGUGCAGAUCACCGAGUAGCUAUGGCAAAACUAGCUACAAAAAACUCAGAUUGGGUGGAAGUGGAUGAUUGGGAAAGCAGCCAGAGUGAGUGGCUGGAAACGCUAAAAGUUUUAAGGUACCAUCACCAAAAGCUUUUACCUCCUGAUCCUGCUAAUAGUCUGCAGAAUGCUGUACCUUUAACAAAGCCAGGACGGAAGAGGAAACAGGAACCAAACAGGCAUGAUCCUGUUAAAAAGAAAAACCAAAGUCCAGAUAUAAAAAGUGUCCCACAGGUUAAACUGCUCUGUGGAAGUGACAUGCUGGAAUCAUUUGGGAUCCCAAAUCUGUGGAAGUUGGAGGACAUCACAGAAAUUGUGGAAAACCAUGGCCUUGUGUGCAUCAGCAGGGCUGGAAACAGCGCUCAGAAAUUCAUCUACGAGUCUGACAUUUUGUGGAGACAUAAGGAUAACAUUCACCUCGUGGAAGAGUGGAUCACAAAUGACAUUUCCUCCACUAAGAUUAGGAGAGCGCUGCGGAGGGGUCAGAGCAUUCGUUACCUAGUGCCUGAUGUAGUUCAGGCAUACAUAGAAAAACAUAAUCUGUAUAGUCCAGAGAGUGAAGACAGGAAUGCUGGGCUUAUCUUGGCUCCCUUACAGAAACAGGCAGGUGAAUCCAAGAACUAAGAGGCACCAGACACCCAACUUUCUGCUGUGCAAAAAAAUACAGUCUGGUACAGGAAAAUAUGGGCUUGUGAGAUUUUUUGUUUGUUUGUUUAGGUUUUUUGUUUGUUUUUGAAGUAAGUAGUGAGCUAAUUCUGUGGCUUUAGUACCUGUGUAGUUGCUGUUGAGGUUUGGUGCAUUUGGUAAUUGGACUUGCAUAGUCUUUUUAAAAUUCAAUAAUAUGAUUUUCAUGUUGAAACAUUUUGUCUCAGUGCUGUGAACUAAGGAUAAGAAUGCACACUUGAAUAGGAGAGCUACAGAUUAUCAAAGUAACUGAAUGCUCUGAUUAGUUUUAACUCUGGCUGCUGUUUAUAAAAGAACAAAAACGUUUGUAAUAACUUUUGGUGUCUUAACAGACAAAGCUAUUUCAUUUCUUCAUGUACCAUUUACUGAUGGUAAAACUAUAGAGAGAACUUCUUCCAAAGUCACCAACAUGUGCUGCAUCUCAAAGAAAUUACUUAGCUCUAUCUUGGAAAGGAAAAAUAUACUCCUAGCUGAAGUGGUGUUAGACACACCAUGCUUCGAGCUGCCUGUUGUGUAAACAUCCAGUCUGUUUGUCUGCUGUUGUGCAAUUAGCUCCCAGAAAUGCCUUGUGCUUUACCUUUCCGUUUGUGUUUCCAGAGCUGUACAUUAAGCUCAGUACUGUUUCUCAUGGAAGGACAGACCUACUUCCAAAACUGGUUUAUAGCCAAUGAUUUAUUGGAUAGAAAUUAAUAAUGGUGUCAUUGCAGGGAUUCCCAGACAGUUGUCCCUUUAUUCCAAACAAUAAAAGAGCUUUUACUUCUGAACCAAAUGUAUAUAUCCAGAACUGCUUUCUGUGGGAGGAGCUGAGAAGUGGUAGGAUAUUAAGAGUGUAUGUAAGUGAAACGGUUUGGUUUGCUAGAAAUCUUGUGUUGAGUCUAACUGUGUAAUGUCUGUAUUAUGUGAAUGUAAACUAGAGAGGCACUGUGAAUGCCAUGGGGAUGGAAUUCUACCUCCCUUCAUUUGCUAUCAUCCCAUUUUUGUUUGGAUUCUGUGCCUUACUAAAAAUAUCAAGGUUUCCAAUUGACCCAAUGGGUCAACAGCUUUUUAAUGAGAUCUCCACAGCAUGACUCUGUUCACAUUUUUCAGACCAAAAACUCGAGCAGGAUGAGAGACAUGUGAGCCUAGAUGCUCUUGGGCAAGUCUGUAACCAGGGACACAUUCCAGGAUCACAACUGGCACAAUCCAUCAUCCUCCUUCCCUGGGCAGGGGAUCCCCAAAGAGCUGAGGCAGAAGUCUUGGCUUCCUUAGCAGCUUAGGGGGAGUCCGGAAACCAGAAACCAAACACAGAAUAUCACAAGGGGCCUAGGAUCUUUACAUCUUGUAUAAAACCCAGCAGGGGAGUCAAAACACUGUUAGGAAAACCUAACUAGCUAGCACUGGGCAUACAAACUUGGAGUCCCACAUGAAAUUCUGCAACUUCCAUACAUUACAACACCUGUUCUGCCAGUUGUAGCCUGCAAAGGUGGCUGGCUGAAGAGAAUCUACAAGGAGAUCAGUGUAAUAAAAUUGAGUCACAGCUUAGAAGUGCACCUGUAGCUGCACUGUGACAGAUUAAAAAAAACAGAUCAUGUAGCAUCAAGUAGCAUCAUGGAUUCUUAGAUUUUUUUUCUUGAUGGCUCCUGCAUCACAUGUGCUGUCUGCUGUUUCCCCCCUACAGCUCUGACCAGUUUACACUGUCCUCUGAUAAAAAGGCUGAGUUCAUUUGUCAUCAAUAUAGUAACAGAUAAAUUAUGCCUCUCCUGACACCUCAGCAGUCAAACUGCCAGACCUGAUUGAAGAUAACUAUUCUUGAUGAUGUGUAGGAAAGAACAAGACCUACUUCUCUCUUUUGCUGUCUAUCUUUAUUACUGGCAGCAACACAGGACAAGAAAGAUUUAUCUUCAGCACUGAAGUCAGCCAGCAUGCUUGUGAGUAAACAGAGAAAGCUCCUUGUUUGUGUGGUCACUUUUCAGAGUAAAACUGCACUUUAAAUCUAGGUUUAUUCUUCCAGUAAAUGAUGCUGGGGUGUGUUGAUGCACUUGUGUAACUUUAGAGAAACUGCAAAUUCACUAGGAUGUUCUAUAAACUUUUGAUCUUCAGUGAUAACAUUUCACUGGGUUUGCUGUAGUUAUGUGUGAUGGGUCUUUCAAUAAAACAGACUGCAUGGAA
Messenger RNA from Pogoniulus pusillus (Red-fronted tinkerbird), 3198 nucleotides. RefSeq names its product nicotinamide nucleotide adenylyltransferase 1 (gene NMNAT1). Gene Ontology annotation, molecular function: nicotinamide-nucleotide adenylyltransferase activity; nicotinate-nucleotide adenylyltransferase activity. The record is from RefSeq and is a predicted model, not a curated record. Bases 139 to 990 code for a protein of 283 amino acids. Lineage: Eukaryota; Metazoa; Chordata; Aves; Piciformes; Lybiidae. Gene Ontology annotation, cellular component: nucleus. Gene Ontology annotation, biological process: NAD+ biosynthetic process. The transcript has 5 exons.